CCGAUAGGCCUACUGUGGUGGUAUUGUGGCUCGUUCGUUUAAAGUGUGACGUUCUGCACAGUUCGACCAACAGAAACAGUACGAUAGAGUGUCAGAGAGUUUGAUUGACUGGCCUGACUGACUAGACUAACCGACUGAUAGUGGGCAGCAGCUUCUAAGCAAUGAGUGCGAAUAUUAGUGACGACGAGGAGCCCAAGAUGUCUAGAUUGUUAAAGUUAGCUCAAAAGUUUAACUGUUUUUACCUGAAUGGCCUAGCGAAGGGCGAAUGUAGACCGUUCGUCAUCGAUGGACAGCAGGUUGGACUGAUUAGUCAGAAUGUGAUGGAACAAUUGUUCCGGUAUCCGGAGGUGUUCUGCAUCAAAGAUGCCGAACAGGGCAAGCAGAACAUCGUCGAGCUGAAUCCUGCGUUUCGCGAUUACACCGAACGUUCCGAGCAGGUUGACCGGGUACUCAAGGAAUUCCGCUCCCAGGGCCUAUUCGUAGCGUUGAAGGGAUGGCGCAACGAGUGCUACGAAGUGCGUGGCUUCACCGGAUCGCUCAUGAAGAUGGAACGAUCGGCCACGUCGCUGUUCGGAGUGCGUAACUAUGGCGUAACGAUCAACGGGUACAUCCAGCACCCCUCGAAGGGCCUCUGCAUCUGGUUGCAGCAGCGGGCCGACACCAAGCAGACAUGGCCCGGCAAGUGGGACAACAUGGUCAGCGGCGGGUUAUCCGUUGGCUACGGCAUUCACGAAACGGCCGUCAAGGAAGCCGCCGAGGAGGCAUCCGUACCGGAGCGUUUGCUGAAGAACCUGAUUUCCGCCGGGUGCGUGUCGUGCUUCUUCGAGAGCGAACGGGGCCUGUUUCCGAACACGGAGUUCGUGUUCGAUCUGGAACUGCCGGAAGAUUUCGUGCCUGAGAACAGCGACGGAGAGGUGCAAGACUUUGAGCUGCUGUCGGCCAACGAGUGCCUGGAGAGGUUAUACUCGCCCGAGUUCAAGACCACCAGCUGCCCGGUGGUAGUUGACUUCAUGAUUCGCCACGGAAUUAUCACGCCGGAGAAUGAGAAAAACUUCACUCAAGUCGUUGAGCUCCUGCACGUUCCACUACAAUCGCUCUACACCUAUCGAUCGCCACCACAGACAAACGGCCUCACCAAUAGCAACGGAUUCAAGAACGGUCGCAUCUAAUACCGUUCGUCUCUCGCAUGCAUCACAAGCAAAAACAAAAAUGGGAAAAUACGAUACAGACCCCCAGAAAAGUUACACACAUCUAUGAUGAAAUUAUAUCCUGACACGAAUAGAUGCAGGUUUUUACGGAAAUUGAUUGCAGUUAGGCUAUUUACAUAAAAAUUAUUAUAUAUUAAUAGGUACUCUUACAUACAUAUUACGCUACGUAGGUGUUCUUGUCUUGUCGUUUUAUAAAACAAACAAAUCAAUCUGCUUAAUCUAUAUAAUCAUUAUAUAUUGCUCUAUCUAUACCCUAGUAGUAGCGCCUAUCGAAGCAAAACAAAAAAAAAUCAAUUGAAUCUUGCAAGCUACAAUCCUUAACACAUCGAUUUGUUUCGAUCCGUUCCGAGAGCGAGAGUUGUUAAUCUUGUUCUCGCUCCUCACACUCCUGUAAGACAAACAACAACAACAGCAGCAGCAGCAGCAGAAGAGACGUUUUUAUGUAUGUAGACUCUAGAUAAAUGUAGAUUCUGUUUUCAAAUUUACCCUAUUUACAAACUGUUUAGCGCUCUUUGAACAAAUUUGCAAUUGAUAAUUCCAAGCUCCGUACUAGUGUGACAUUUGCGGUUUUAUUAUGGCUCAACACACCUUUAAAGCCUUGAUAAAACCAGGAAUGUUACAUGUAUAAGAACGUAUCAUCGAAAUACUUAGGCAAUUUGUGAGAAACGUUACAAAAACAAAAACGAUGAAUCACGCGAACGUAUUAUCUUGUUCCUUGUAAACUCCCUUUUUCUGCUCUAUGAGAACUGUUUACUCAAUUUAGGUGAAAGCGUGAUUGAGAAUCGCCAUCCAAAGUAUACACAACUUUAUCUUUUAGGUAUAUAUUUAUUAAGCUUGGUAGUAUGAUUGUAAGAAGAGAUUUUAUAGUUUGAGAUAACGUGCGAGUGUACGAACACUCGGGUUUGAUUGUUGAUAAGAAAAAGAAGCAGUGCUUGGAAAGCAAAGUUUAAAAACAAAUUUUAUUUAUUUAUUUAUUUACAACAUAUCGUCGCCGGUGGAAUGAGACUAAACAAGGUAACGAAACGGGAGAGAACAUUCUCAUUCCCAUUGGGUAUUUAUUACGAGAGUACGAGAACGUUAGCGACCUAAACAAGAUGUGUUCCAUAUUGUUUAUAUUUUUAUUUGUCUGUAUCAGCACCACAUAGCACCGUUUUCCAGAAAAGAAAAACAACAACAAUGGAUAUCAUUGCAAUUACAAUGGAAAUAGCACGACAUACAUACCUACUGUUUGUAAUAAUUAUCGUUUUCUGGUGAAUAGGCUCCCACGCCGCCUCCCACACGUGUUGAAAUGAUUUUUACCAGAAAUAUACUAGGCAUGUUCUUCAACAGAA
Messenger RNA from Aedes albopictus (Asian tiger mosquito), 2539 nucleotides. RefSeq lists its product as uncharacterized. The record is from RefSeq and is a predicted model, not a curated record. Lineage: Eukaryota; Metazoa; Arthropoda; Insecta; Diptera; Culicidae. The transcript is spliced from 4 exons. The coding region runs from base 162 to 1169 and encodes 335 amino acids. Gene Ontology annotation, molecular function: 8-oxo-dGDP phosphatase activity.